Messenger RNA from Tilletiaria anomala UBC 951, 3096 nucleotides. Its product is annotated as phosphatases II. The coding region runs from base 1 to 3096 and encodes 1031 amino acids. Gene Ontology annotation, cellular component: cytoplasm. The record is from RefSeq and is a predicted model, not a curated record. Gene Ontology annotation, biological process: protein dephosphorylation; negative regulation of MAPK cascade. NCBI's taxonomy places the organism in Eukaryota, Fungi, Basidiomycota, Exobasidiomycetes, Georgefischeriales, Tilletiariaceae. The transcript is spliced from 3 exons. Gene Ontology annotation, molecular function: protein tyrosine/threonine phosphatase activity; MAP kinase tyrosine/serine/threonine phosphatase activity.
AUGACACCCAUCCAACCUCAGUCACUUGCGCCGUGGUUCGCCUCGACGCAGCCCAUGGCGCCGCCGGCCGAGGAGGACACUCCCGUGCCCAGCAAAUCGGCAGAACUUCUUCUUUCGCCGUCUUCCCCACCAACCUCGUCAGGUCACAGCGCUAUCAUGCCCACCACCCGGCUGCCCUUUACAGGGCCAAGUCUUUCUAGCGGCGACGGAGGCGGUGACGAGGGGGAAGUAUCGCCUUCGAAGCUAUCCCCAUUCCCCCAUCGGCUGCAAAAGGGCAAACCGCGCGGUUUGUCGCUUCUCAUUCCGGAUCGACCGGCACCGCAGAUUAUCGCCGAGACGAGGGCGACGACUUCCUCUUCGCAGGGCGCCACGCCUGUUGAUGCGGAGCUCCAACUGCUCAGUCCGUCGCCGAGCACUUUGAGCAGCGGCCAGGUGAUGAGCUUGGCCAGCGCCAGCGCCACGAGCAGUCCAACCGGCAGGGGCGGCUUUGCGGCGCGCAGGAACAAGAAGCCGGCACCUAUCCUCCUGUCGCCGCCAUCUACGCACGCGCAGCACAGCGGCAGCUCCCACAGAGGCCACAGCAAUGUCAUUGGCGGCCACAACAGCGAUGCUUUUAGCUUACUGAACGCAACGAAGAGUGCGCCCAACUCACCAUCUUUCCACCAAUACAAAGGGUCGAGUACCACUGGUGCUGACGGUGAGGAUGGCGAGGAGGAUCAAGCAGGUACCGUGCAAGCUAGGAAGGAGCUUGCUAGCACCCUUCGGGGCGCACCGCGGAAACGCCCCAGUUUGAUCUUUUCGCAACGACAAUCACAAGUCAUCGCCAGCGCCGUACCCGUGGCAAGCAACAAUCUGCCUGCCGCAUGGCGCGACCCCUCUGAACAUAUCCUGACGGGCGCCGGAAGCACGCUGCAGCACGCGCGCAGCGUCUACGCCGCUGGCCCCAUCGAGGUGCUCCCCGGCGUCUUCCUCGGGGACGAGCACAAUGCCUGCGAUGAGGAGAUGCUCAUGCAGCUCGGCAUCACCACCAUCCUCAACGUCGCUAAGGAAACCGUGCUGCCUUUUCAGUUCAAUGACACUGCUACGCCGCUGCUCCGCGGGCCCGGGCCGCAUAUCUCGCUCCCAUCGCCUGCGUCACCGACAGAAUCGGGUCGGCAGGGAAUACACACUCAACCCCCGGCCGGGCUGAGUGUACAUACCAGCUCGGAGAUGCUGCUCUCUGCGUGCAGCCCGCAGUUGCUUUUUCUGCCCAACUCUUCCGGCGCAGAGAGCAGCACCAGCAGCUCCGGUGGGCGCAGUCCGCUCCGGCCGCACACCUCCACGCCGAACCUCAAGCGCGCAUACAAGGAGGUAACGGCGACACCAACUGUCGCGGUGAACGAGGUUGAAACGGCUCCAUCGCCCUCCUCAGAUGAUGGAUUCACUGAUACCGAUCCGGCCUCGUCUGAUGAACCAGAGCGUAGGCGCUCUGGUACGCGUACAAGUGCAGAUGCGGAUGCUUCGUCUUCCUCGACGCCUGAGCCCACGGCGGAGAUAGACGUGGAGAUGGAGGACUGUGGAUCUGAUGAAGGGGAUAUGUUAGCGCUUAACUCGCGGCAUCCAUCGUUACCGUAUAGCGGCAGCGCCAGGCCUCACUCGGCUAUUAUGGACCUCCCUCCCAGCUCGACCGUGCUGUAUAUCCCCGGCAGCGAAGAAACAGGCGAUCCCGAUGGCCGCGUGAACGCGCUGCGGUACAUUAAGUUUCCAUGGACCCACGACGAGGUCGACCUCGCGAGCAAGGAUGGCGGAUUCCGACACGGCUGCGCCGUCAUCGCCGAAGCCCUCGGCCUCGCCGUCGAUGCGCGCGGCCUGCUGCUCCCCGGCUUGGGUGGCGGAGCAGCAGCGCAGCAGCCGAGUGGCUCUGGCGGCAAAGUGCUCGUGCACUGCCAAUGCGGCGUCAGCAGGAGCGCAACGCUCGUCAUCGCUUUCGUCAUGCAAGCUGCAGCGCUAGGGUACGGUUUUGAGGCGACAAAGACGUUGCAGGGGAUGCAUGAUUGCUACAAUCUAGUGAAAGAGGCGUCUUCGAGCAUUUCACCCAACUGCAGCCUGAUAUAUCAGCUGGUCGAAUGGGAGCGCGUCCUUUCUGUGCAAGCGCAAAAGCUUCGCAGCCGCGACAUCUCGGGCCCUCACUCGCAGGGUCAGCGCUCGGUCGGGAUGCCCAACUCUGGUGGCUGGACCGCUGAUGUCAUGGGUGAGGAAGAGUGGCUGCGCAUGCGCGCAGAAGAGGAACGCAAAGAGGCAGAAGAGGCCCUCGCAAAGGAGGAGCGAGCUCAGGCAAAGCUGAAAGGGAUCCCGGCAAAAGAAGAGAAGGCGAAGAAAGAGACGUCAACCUCCUCCUCUACUUCACAACCACUAGCGCCACCUUCUCCAUUACCACUGCAGCAAGAAAAUGUGCAGCCUUCCUCGCCUUCGUCUGCAGUGCAGAUCCUUAACCAGUUCAGCUCUUCAAAGCCGCCCCCAAAGUUGGUUGCUGCGCCACCGAAACGCAACAAGGCCCAGCCCAAGGUGCCACAACUGCUGCUGAAGGGUGGCGCACGCGCGCGCAUCGAGCAAGCCCAGUCCGGCGACAUGUCGCUCGCGCCAUUAUCGAACAUAUUGCCGCACCUCACGAUCGAUCGAAGCGAAGACGAUGACGAAGACGAAGAUGAUGAGGGUGAGGAUAACAUUGUCAAGGGCAAGGAGGUCCGCCAGCAGAUACCGCCCGCAUUGCCAAGUGCUGCACCUACCAGGCUCAACUUCGGCGGCCGCGAGCUCGUGCCACCGCUCUCUUCGCUGCCCAAGGCCGACUCCUACAUAGCCUCACAGGCCGAAAUGGUGCUGCCACCAGUGACGCCGGCACCGCCCGUCGCCACGGCGGGUCAUGAGCAUGUCUCGCAGAUCCAGCCAGUGCUGCCUGCGAUUCGGCGCAUCAAUUGCUUGGACAGCCCCAAGCCGAAGCUCAGCUCGAGCAACAGUUUUGGUGCGCAAGGGCAGAGCCUGGCUGAGCGACGGAACAAACACAAGCGGACUUUCUCGACAGACUGGCCCACAUUACCUGUGGGGAGCUUGAAAGAGUAG